GGGCUGCCRGAGCACGGGGACAUGGCCAAGACGUGUCCCCAGCCUGCUGAGACAGGGACCCCCUGAAUCCCAGAUCCCCCAAUUCCAUGGGGCUGCCCUGCUGAUGGGAUGGCGUGGCUCUGCCUGCUCUCGGUGGCUCUUUCUGCCAUGGCACCUGCACAAGCCCCCAUGGAAAUGACAGGACAUCCCAAUUCUCCGACCGGGAAUGCCUUGGUGACCCUGGGUCCCGGAACGCUUCGUCUCGUGGGCGGCCGGAGCCGCUGCGAGGGCCGCGUGGAGCUGGAGCAGGAGGGGACGUGGGGGACGGUGUGUGACGAUGGUUGGGACAUUCCCGACGCCGACGUCGUGUGCCGGCAACUCCAGUGCGGCCACGCYGUGCGAGCCCACGGCAACGCCACCUUCGGCCGCGGGCACGGUCCCAUCCUCCGCGAUGAGGUGGCGUGUGAGGGACAUGAGCAGCGCCUCCAGGAGUGCCCGGCCACCACGGAACACGACUGCAGCCACAAGGAGGACGCCGGCGUGGUGUGCUCAGAGCACCAGGAGUGGCGGCUGUCCGGCGGGCGGGAUGGCUGUGCCGGCAGGGUGGAGGUGUUUUUCCGUGGCACCUGGAGCACGGUGUGUGACAGCACCUGGUACGAGCUGGAGGCCACGGUGCUGUGCCGGGCGCUGGGAUGCGGGAUGGCGCUGCGGCGGCCGUCCUUCGGACACACGCUUCCCGGGAAAAUGCUGUACCAGUGCGGGAGCCUGCAGCCCUCGCUGGCACAGUGCYACUGGACCUUCAAUAAAUCCGCCCCGUGCCACCAGUCCCGGGCUGCCGGGGUCAUCUGCAAUGGCUCCCAGGGCUUGGAGACGCCGACGCCCACGGCUGAGGCUGAGGUGACACCCAGGAAUGUCACCGUCCUGCGUGCCGAGGAGGGGACCCCAGCCUUGGGGACAYCUCUCCUGGACAGUCCCCUCUUUGYSCUGUGCCUGSUGCUGGCGGCGCUGCUCCUGCUCUCCAUGUUGGCCUUUUCUGCCGCCCUGCUGAGGCUGAGGAAGAGRACUGCCAUGUCCUCCUUGGGAACACCCAUGCCAGUCUUGCUGACCCACAAUUCCCAAAGCCYUGAUGCGCCCUCCGGGAUCCCCAAUGACUACGGGCAUCCCAGCCAUCCCAAAGGAUCAGACCCCCCAGUCACAGCGAUUUCCAAGGAUUCCGAUUCCGACUCGGAAUAUUACGAGUUCAGCAGCAAGCCUCCCGUCGCCCUUUCCACCUUCUACAACUCGCUGCGCCGGCACUCCAGGGAGGAUCUGCUCCCGCUGAGACCCAGCCAGGACAGGAUGGAGCCAUUCCCUGAGGAGGCGCCGGCCAGGCUGGGCCCUCCAUUCCGCCGCUCCUCCGGAUCAUCCUCAUCCUCAUCCUCRUCCGGAGAGCCCUACUGGAAYRGCAGCGYUCCCCCUCCUGCCUGGAACGCAGCAGCCACUGACCAUGGCUCUGGCACAGCUCCACCAGYGGUGCCCUCCCAGCCCUGGGUACCUGCWGCUSMWSCMGAUCCCGAUCCCGAYGGCAGCUCCAGCACCUCCUCRGGGGAGUGGUACGAGAACGUGCAGGACAAGGAGCCCCCCGAAGACCCCUCCUCAAAUCCUGGCUGGUCAGAUCCAUCCYGUCCCUUGGAGGAACACGUGGAGGAUCCCAACUUUUCCGAGGGCAGYGACUAUGACGACAUCCAGGGCUCUGCCUACUGAGCCUGUCCCGCUGCUCCAGAGGCUGAAUCUCCUGGAAUU
Malurus melanocephalus (red-backed fairy wren) is the source of this 1761-nucleotide messenger RNA. It is a transcript of the gene CD6, whose product is annotated as CD6 molecule. Gene Ontology annotation, cellular component: membrane. The record is from RefSeq and is a predicted model, not a curated record. NCBI's taxonomy places the organism in Eukaryota, Metazoa, Chordata, Aves, Passeriformes, Maluridae. The coding region runs from base 109 to 1722 and encodes 537 amino acids. The transcript has 12 exons.